Messenger RNA from Monodelphis domestica (gray short-tailed opossum), 6801 nucleotides. It is a transcript of the gene UBE4A, whose product is annotated as ubiquitination factor E4A. Gene Ontology annotation, biological process: protein polyubiquitination; ERAD pathway; ubiquitin-dependent protein catabolic process. NCBI's taxonomy places the organism in Eukaryota, Metazoa, Chordata, Mammalia, Didelphimorphia, Didelphidae. The record is from RefSeq and is a predicted model, not a curated record. Gene Ontology annotation, cellular component: nucleus; cytoplasm; ubiquitin ligase complex. Gene Ontology annotation, molecular function: ubiquitin-ubiquitin ligase activity.
UCCCCGAAGGUCUAGGUUUCAGAUCUGUAUAAGGAGGGGUUGGACUAAAUGAGCUGUAGAGCUCCUCCUCUCAUUUCUCAAUCUAUAAGCCUGUUUUUAGAAGGGCUGGCAUCACAUGAACACGUGGCGGGCUAUGCCAUGCCCACUGUUUGGCUGUUCUUUUCUCCUCCCCACCUCCAUGGCACAGGAAGGGAGAAAGGUCCAGACUCCGCUUGAUCGCUCUGAGGGUGCUCCUUUCAUCUCCGGCCACUCUCCACAAACCUCCCGCUUACCCCUCCUUUCCGAGUAGGAGGAGGUAGGGCUGCCUACCACCACCCCAGAGGGUCGCCCUCCCGGCCACGGGCUGCACUUCCGGCGCCCAGCUUUGACGCAAAGGCCGAGGGCGGGUGACGUCAGCUCCGGUUGCCCGGGCUGAGUCGGAAGUGUUGAAAGCCCUUGGCCUCGGAGAGUUCCCGGUGCUGCUGCCGCUGGCACCUUCAGGCCCCGCCCCUCCCCCAGGUCUGGAUGGAGUCUACUUUAAAGUGAAAUGACAGACCAGGACAAUAACAACAACAUCUCCAGUAACCCCUUUGCUGCUCUCUUUGGUUCCCUGGCUGAUGCCAAGCACUUUGCAGAAAUCCAGAAGGAACAGCUGAAGCAGCAAUCUGAUGAACCCUCCGCUAGCCCUGAUGACUCGGAUAACAGUGUGUCAGAGAGCCUGGAUGACUGUGACUUCUCUGUCUGUGAGAUUAACCAGUCAUUCCGUUCCAAGCAGGAGCUAUGUGAGCAGCUCAACAUCAAUCACAUGAUCCAAAGGAUUUUCCUCAUCACCCUGGACAACAGUGACCCAAGUAUGAAAUGUGAGAAUGGGAUCCCCAGCCGUUGCGUAUUUUUGGAGGAAAUGGCAGGAGACUUGGAUGAACAAGACUGGCUUGAUAUGAACAACAUUGAGCAGGCACUCUUUACACGAUUGCUGCUUCAGGAUCCAAGCAACCACUUGAUUAACAUGACCUGUUCCACAACAUUAAACCUCUCUGCAGAUCGAGAUGCAGGGGAGAAGCACAUUCUUUGCUACCUUUAUUCCUGUUUCCUAAGAGCAAAAGAGGAGAUUACCAAAGUACCAGAAAAAUUGCUGCCCUUUGCUGUGAGAUGUAGGAACCUAACUGUGUCUAAUACCCGAACUGUCCUCCUCACCCCAGAAAUUUAUGUUGGCCAGAAUGUCUAUGAUCAGUUGGUAGACCUGAUGUUGGAAGCAAUUCGAGGGGCCCAUUUUGAAGAUGUAACUGAGUUCCUUGAAGAGGUCAUUCAAGCCCUGACAAUGGAUCAAGAAGUUCGGACAUUUCAAGAAGUCAUGGUUCCAGUAUUUGACAUUUUGUUGAGCAGAAUAAAAGACUUAGAUCUCUGUCAAAUCUUGCUAUACACAUAUCUAGAUAUUCUCCUCUAUUUCACAAGGCAGAAGGAUAUUGCAAAAGUUUUUGUAGAGUACAUUCAGCCUAAGGACCCCAGCAAUGGACAGAUGUACCAGAAGACCUUACUAGGAGUAAUUCUGAGUAUCUCCUGCUUAUUAAAGACUCCAGGGGUAGUGGAGAAUCAUGGCUACUUCUUGAAUCCAUCCCGGUCCAGUCCUCAAGAGAUCAAAGUGCAGGAGGCCAACAUCCAUCAGUUCAUGGCUCAAUUCCAUGAGAAGAUUUACCAAAUGCUGAAGAAUUUGCUCCAGCUCUCUCCAGACACCAAGCACUGGAUCUUGUCCUGGCUUGGAAACUGCCUAUAUGCUAAUUCAGGCCGUACCAAGAUCUGGGCCAAUCAGAUGCCAGAAAUCUUCUUCCAGAUGUAUGCCUCAGAUGCCUUCUUCCUGAAUCUGGGUGCUGCCCUCCUGAAGCUGUGCCAGCCUUUUUGCAAACCUAAGUCCACUAGGCUGCUAACCUUUAAUCCUACCUACUGUGCCCUCAAAGAGCUAAAUGAUGAAGAGAGAAGGAUAAAGAAUGUGCAUAUGCAAGGUUUAGAGAAAGAGACCUGUUUAAUCCCUAAAGAGAGUGACCAGGAGAUACAGUUUGCCCAAAACUACAACCUGGUGACAGAGAACCUGGUCCUAACACAGUACACCUUGCAUGUGGGGUUUCACAGGUUGCAUGAUCAGAUGGUAAAAAUCAACCAGAGCUUGCACCGGCUACAGGUCGCCUGGCGUGAAGCUCAACAAAGCGCCAGCCCUACUGCAGACAGCCUCCGAGAGCAGUUUGAGCGCUUGAUGACCAUCUAUCUCUCCACCAAGACUGCCAUGACUGAGCCACAGAUGCUGCAAAACUGUCUCAAUUUGCAGGUGUCCAUGGCUGUUCUUCUUGUUCAGCUAGCCAUUGGCAACCAAGGCACAGAGCCAGCAGAGCUGAUCUUCCCUUUGCCAGAUCAGUAUAGCUCUUUGGCUUAUGUGCCAGAAUUUUUUGCGGAUAACCUGGGAGAUUUUCUCAUUUUCUUACGGCGCUUUGCUGAUGACAUCCUGGAGACAUCAGCUGAUUCCCUGGAGCAAGUUCUUCAUUUUGUCACCAUUUUCACUGGGAGUGUAGAGAGAAUGAAGAACCCCCACCUGAGGGCCAAACUGGCAGAGGUACUAGAAGCAGUCAUGCCACAUCUAGACCAACCUCCAAAUCCCCUGGUGUCCAGCGUUUUCCAUCGUAAGCGUGUGUUCUGCAACUAUCCCUAUGCAGCCCAGCUUGCAGAGGCCCUUAUCAAAGUCUUUGUAGACAUCGAGUUUACAGGAGACCCUCAUCAGUUUGAACAAAAGUUUAACUACCGCCGCCCCAUGUAUCCUAUCUUAAAGUACAUGUGGGGAACAGACUCCUAUAGAGAAAGCAUAAAGGGUCUAGCUGAUUAUGCCUCUGAAAAUUUGGAGGCCAUGAAUCCCCCUCUCUUCCUCCGCUUCCUUAACCUGUUGAUGAAUGAUGCCAUCUUCCUAUUGGAUGAAGCCAUACAGUACUUAAGCAAGAUAAAGAUUCAACAGAUUGAGAGGGACCAAGGUGAAUGGGACAGUUUGUCUCCAGAGGCCCGUAGAGAAAAGGAGGCCAGUCUGCAGAUGUUUGGGCAAUUGGCUCGAUUCCACAACAUUAUGUCCAAUGAAACAAUUGGUACCUUGGCCUUUCUGACAUCAGAGAUCAAGUCCCUCUUUGUACAUCCCUUCCUGGCUGAACGCAUCAUCUCCAUGCUGAAUUACUUCCUGCAGCAUCUAGUUGGUCCUAAGAUGGGAGCCUUAAAAGUCAAAGACUUCAGCGAGUUUGAUUUCAAACCCCAGCAGCUCGUUUCAGACAUUUGCAACAUCUACUUAAAUCUUGGCGACGAGGAGAAUUUCUGUGCCACUGUGCCCAAGGAUGGGCGAUCUUAUUCUCCGAUGCUCUUUGCUCAGACAGUCCGAGUCCUGAAGAAAAUAAACAAGCCUGGAAAUAUGAUUGUGGCUUUCAGCAAUCUGGCAGAGAAGAUCAAGUCUCUUGCAGAUCUCCAACAACAGGAAGAAGAGACCUAUGCAGAUGCCUGUGAUGAGUUUCUAGAUCCCAUCAUGAGCACACUGAUGUCAGACCCUGUGAUGCUGCCAUCUUCUAGAGUCACUGUGGAUAGAUCCACAAUAGCCAGGCAUCUGCUCAGUGAUCAGACUGAUCCCUUUAACCGUAGCCCCCUAACUAUGGACCAGAUUCGGCCAAACACAGAACUGAAAGAGAAAAUCCAGCGGUGGCUCGCAGAGAGGAAAUUACAGAAGGAACAACUUGAGUAAAUAACUGUGAAUUUAACAAACCAAAAGCCAACCCCAAGAAUGUAGAUAAUAUAGUCUAUUGAUUUCUCUCUCUCUGUUUCUCUCCUCUUCCCUUCCCCCAACCUUCUCUCCCCUCUGACUCCCUCGAUCCCCCUCCUCUCCCUUCCCUGACCCCUAGUCUCUUUCCCUUCUCUUCUUUAUCUUCCCUUUCUUUCCACCUUUCCCUCAAAUGGAGAAUUGCUAUUGCACAGAUAAUUGUAGUUACAACUCAAGUCUGUGCUCCUCUGGCUUGCUGGUAAUUAUGCUUUAUGUGACAUCACCAAGUUUAGAAAGUCUCCAACUUUCACCUUUUUGUGUCCUCUUCCUCCUUUAUUUCCCCCCUUCAACUUAGACUGUAAUAAUUUCAGCUUUACUAAAGCUUCUUUGUGGUCUCAGUAUGGGAGAGGCUAAUUCCUUAUUGCUUUUCUCUUAAGUACUGGCUACUUACCAUGAAAAUUGCUCAUUAUUUUUUUAUUCACUGCUAUUAAGGACUUGUCACAUAUUUUGGUGGCAAUUGGUAUCACCAAAAAAAUAUUUUGGCCAGGUCCCUAUCAUUCUGUAAGCUGGACUUCAGCCUUUCUCCUUGUUACAGCUCUGUGAUGUUACUGACACUUGUGUUAGAUAAUAACAAAUUUAAUGUGAAUAAAAUGCCUUGAUGUUUGCAUAGAUAGGCUUUCUAAAAGAAAGUGAUACACAGGAUGGAAAGAGGUUAUCUUAUGCAAUUUCUGUCUGAAGCCAUCAGUUGUGUGAUCGUGAUGUUUGUUAUUUUGGAAUGGUACCCAGGGAUACCAUCUUAUCCAAACACUCCCCUGUGGGGAGUCCUUUCCAAUUAUAAGGUAACACUACAAUAUUUUUAUGAAGAUAAGUGGGACAUAGUAGCAGCUUUGAUACUUCUAGUCUGUGUGUUCUAGGAUAAAGGCAUAUGUCUGUUGAUUCCUCUGGCAUCUGCAAAAAAAAAUUUUUUAAACUGUAAUUGCAGGGACUAGAAUUAAGUAGGAGAAAGUAUGACAAGUUGUAUUAUGACUAAGGUUCUUUCCUCUCCAUGUCAUUUGAGAUCAACACAAAAUCUGUAAUCUCUCUGUGUGUAUAUGUAUUAUUUAGGUGUAGUAUAAACUCUAUGCCAGUUUAUAUUUGUGCCUCUUGCAUGAUCAUAUGUGUGCAGUGUAGUGUGUAGACACAUUUGCUGACACUUUCAUUCUAUCUAAAUAAGAGUCUUAGAAUGUAAAGAAUGUAUAUUAAUGUAUAUUUGGGCCUUUGGCUAGAGGAUCUGACAGAGCUGGUCCCAGCCCAGCAAGUAGCUUGAGAAAAAAACCUUGAAGGCCACAGACAUUUUGCAUAUUUGCCAGUGAAUUUCAGUCCUAUCCUCUUUAGAAUGGAUGGACUGUGAUGAUAGGCAGGCCACAUUUGUUGAGUUUUAUAAAUUGAGUUCCCCACUUAUGUGCUGGAAAAUGCAUCAUAGUUCAAAACUUUUCCUUCCCUCAAGGACUGUUUUUAUAUGUAUUAUACCUGUAAACAUAAGAAAUUCCAUAACUGAAAAUUAAUUUAACAUGUUUAAAUGUUUUUUUUGUUUGUUUGUUUUUUUAGGAAGUAGGGAGGGUUGGUCUGAUUUAACAUACAUUAGGAUGGGCUAUGACCUCUUUAAAAUGAGUUGGUAUAGGUCUCUGGACAAAUGUCCAUUGAAAGUAGUUGUAAUAGAUUAUCACUGUCUCAGUGUUUGUCUCAUUUGGAAAACCAUAAAUCAGGUGGGCCAGAAAGGGGUGUUCUAGAGUGUGAGAUGGCUUCCACCUGGUGCUUUGAUUAUAUUGCUCUAGGAACCCAGGAUUCUUUUACCAAUGCCAGGAUAUGUUUGAGUUGCUCCAGGAUUUGCUUAUUAUCUUGUCAUUUGCUUCACUUCAAAUCCAUAACCUAUAGCAUUCUAAGAAUGAAUUGUAUACAGAAUCAAGCUGUCCAGCUACUACUGAUAUGUCUCAUACAUAUACUUAGAAAAUAAAACAAAGUUUUACAGGGAAAAGUGAUUGGAAAGGGUGAGCAAUGAAACUUCAAGUCAGCUGUCCCCAGCAGCUUUCUCAACAACAACCUCUAUCUAUGCUGCCUCUAGGAUAUGUAGUUGUAUUUCUUUCUCUGUGUGGCCUUUACAUUGUAAGCCUUUCUUAGCAAGUGUUUAAAAAUCUACGUUCUUGAAAAUCUCCAUGUAUGGCUGCAGCACUAGCAAUAGUGCCUAUCAUCUGCUGCUGAAUUCCUUUAAAUUCACAUCACAGUCCAACAGAAUGGAAGAAGUAUGUAGUUUAAGGCUACCCAUUGGUGGUAAAGCCAUUGCCCCCCUGUGCCUUUCUUUCUCAAAGUGAACGAAUUAAGGGCACCUCUGGAAAAAAAAAACAACCUUUUUCAAAUGAUCAUCUUCCUUUAGACAAGGGUGUAAAUGAAGCUCAAGGAAAUGUUUUCAUUUCCAGCAAACUCAGAAGCAACUCUUUAAAUUUAUAUGUUGAAGGGUAUUAAAAGAGGUUUCUUAAAGAGUUGGAACAUUUGAUAAGAAAAUAAAGACUAAUCAGUUCCAACACUGCUUAUAAUUUUACAAGUGAUAUUAAAAUUGAAUAUUUAGUAGGUUUUAUCAAGUGUUACAAGGUUUUUUUUUUUAAAUACAGUUCUUAAUAUGCGUAUGAAAAUUGGAAGGAUCAUUUCCAUCUUUGCAGCUGGUAGCUGUGAUUUUUUUAAAAUAGUUAAAGGUGUCCAACUGUAACAAGGCUGUUUUGCUUUAUCUGAUCUGGUUGCUGUGUCGCCAUUAGAAAAGGCAUCAGCUCCUCAGGUGCUUUUGCAAGCCCGAGUCUGGUACUGCAUUGUGUUGCAGUAUCACGUGAGGAAAUAAUCCAUGGGCCCUGGCUAAUAGAAAAAGAAUCCGGAGAAGAAAAAUGGAGAACCAAAAAAGUUUUGCCAUUGAAAUACGUGGUCUUCCAAACUGUGUGUAGAAAGGUUCCAGGGAGUUUACGGCUUGUCAAUCUUUUGCCUGGGUGUUUGUGCAGAACUUGUAUUUAAUAAACCAAUACCUGCCUAGA